This is a messenger RNA of Akanthomyces muscarius, 906 nucleotides long. RefSeq lists its product as uncharacterized. The coding region runs from base 1 to 906 and encodes 301 amino acids. Lineage: Eukaryota; Fungi; Ascomycota; Sordariomycetes; Hypocreales; Cordycipitaceae. The transcript has 2 exons. The record is from RefSeq and is a predicted model, not a curated record.
AUGGCGCCUGCACGCGUACUCUAUGCCAUUACCACCUGGGUAUGGGAUGACGAUGAAAGCCAAGAGGGUCUACAAGAGCCAGAGGUCUACGACAACAAAGACGCGGCCAACAAUGCAGCAGAAAAGCUCAUGAGACGUCUCGCCGAUCGACUAAACCCCCUGGGUGACCGGGACGAAUGGAACUUUGAAGACAAUCUCGAUGACGAGGGCUUGUACAGAGGUCAGCUGGAGGGUGGUCCGCACGGCCAUGUCGCAGUCGAAAUGUGCAUCUACAAGCUCGCCCUGAACAAGGCCAGCACGCGAGAGACGGCCAAGCGGCCCCUCGACCACGCCAAGCACGCAUGGGCAGAUGAGGACGGCGAGGACGACGACGAUGGGGAUGAGGAUGAGGACGACGACGAGGAAGAAGUGCCCGUGAAGCCCGAGAAGAAGAAGAAGACGGCCAAGCCGACGGCGGGGGUGCCCCCGAAAAGGGUCAAGGUCAACAGCAUCAAGGCAGCCCUCAACCCAUCCACCAGCCGCAAGACCAUCCCCAAGGGCAAGCCCAACUGCCUCGCGGGCGUCAAGCUGCUCUUCACGGGCACGUUCCACACCAUGGACCGCGCGACGUCGAUUGCGACGGCGAAAAAGUACGGCGGCGACGUGGUGAGCAAGCUGGAAGACACCGACUACAUUGUGCUCGGCGACCGCGCGGGGCCCAAGAAGCUGCAGGUGAUUGACGAGCUGGAGCUCGAGACGAUUACCGAGGAGGAGUUUUUCGGGAUAUUGGAGGAGGGCGGCGUGGGGGAGGCGAAGCGCGAGCGCAUGGCGAACAAGAGGAGGGCGGACGAGGAGGAGCGGCCGGAGGACAAGCGGCCGGCCAAGGUGGCGAGAACGGCAAAGGGACGGGGGAAGAAGAGCAAGUAA